CGAUUGACAUUUCCGGGAUCUGAGCCAAAGAUAAUCGAAAGCUACUGGGAUCGACAUUUCUUUGUGGACUGAUUGCUUGCGCAGUGUACGAUACUCGAACAAACAAAAGUACGGAAAGAACCUUAAUCCGGACGCAUAUUCACACUCCGUCCUCAUCGACGAAAAUGGUAGCAAUAAUGAAAUCACGCCCCUUGAUGUUUUCAACGAUUUCCCGUCGUCGCCAUAGAUUUCGAAGCAUUGGGUUGGCAUUGUCGAUGUUUUAUGUCGCUCUGUCGUCGUCGUAUCUGGUAGUUGGCUGCGAUUCCUAUACGGCGAACCCACCAUCCAAGCAGCAUUCCUCAUCUGGCUAUACCAUCCAGCCAAUGACGUGGGAAUACAAAUCGAGGUACGAUAUUGGCUACGAGGUUGCAACACCCACUGCCGGCGAAAAGGACAACGACAACGAUCAAGAACACCCCAUUCUGUUGCUAAAUGGAUUCGGCGUAGGGUCCUUCCAUCAGCACCGUCUUAUCGCGGAACUGCUCAAAGAUGACGAGGAGAACGAUAGCAAAUCAGGACUUCCCAAAAGAACCGUUUAUUGCUUGGACUAUUUGGGACAGGGGCGAAGCUGGCCGAAGGAUUGCAGAGAUGGAACCAGCGAAGACGAGAAAGACUUGCAAUACUCCGCCAACACGUAAGUUCGAUCCGUAGUACAGUACGAAGUCAGUUCGAUUAAAAAAUUGCGCAGGAAAGGCGACUCGAAUUUAUUUGUGCGAUUGACGCUUUUGGGUUGAGUCCGGUUCAGUCUCCAAGGACAAACAUCAUUCCAAUUAUUCUGUUUCUUUUCAUGUACUCUGCUGUUUCGAUUGCAUGGGUGCUCUCAAUGGAUUCAUGUAUUCUAUAUCCAUGGGGGAACAAUACUGAUUGAAAAAAUAUGGAUGUAGGUGGUGCGAACAGAUUAUCGAUUUUAUAGAACAGGUCGUGGAGGGUAACAAUAAGAACGACGUUAAGGUGCACCUAGUCGGGAACUCUGUUGGUGGGCACCUGGCGGCGCACGUUGCACAGCGGAGACCAGAUCUGGUAGCCAGCAUUUGCUUGCUGAAUCCCACCCCGGUGUGGGGAUCGAAGCUGCCGGGGUGGAACGGACAUCUACCUGCUCCAGGUACGCAGUUUUUAUUUUGCCAGCAACGCACAUUAAUGUGGUGCAAUGCAGUAGAGCAUGGUCUAUUCUUCUCCAUGCUCUACAUCUACACUAGUACCAGUUGACUAGAAACUCACCGAGAUUCUGUUGCACUGAAUUCUGUGUCCACAUGCUAAUUUCAAUGGUACACAAUAUAUUGCCGGUAUGCGCCGCGCUGCACCGAACUAUUUAAUACGCGCUGCUUACCUUUUUGUUUUCCAAACAAAUCCGACAACAACAAAAUACGAAACCUUUUGUCGAACAACGAUGUCACACCACAAAAAUCAGCCAUUCCCAAGGCCGUCGGUCGGUAUCUCUUUGAUCAAAUCCGAGAUUUGAACACGAUUGAUAAAUUCCUGGAAGCAACCUACUCAGUGAAAGAAGCCUACACGGAAGAAUUGGUACGUGUACUGGCAUGGUUGAUGGCACCAUUCGAUAGUUCGGUCCAUUUGGUAUCUCUUUAUAUGCCACGCUGUGCGAUGUGUUCGUCCAACGUUUUGUUUCGUUCGGUUCCGUUCUCGUUCUUCGUUCGAAACAGAUGCACCAAAUCCGUGGUGCCA
Pseudo-nitzschia multistriata is the source of this 1719-nucleotide messenger RNA. NCBI's taxonomy places the organism in Eukaryota, Bacillariophyta, Bacillariophyceae, Bacillariales, Bacillariaceae. The record is from the annotation of a GenBank genome assembly.